Penicillium manginii is the source of this 1917-nucleotide messenger RNA. RefSeq lists its product as uncharacterized. The transcript has 3 exons. Bases 1 to 1917 code for a protein of 638 amino acids. NCBI's taxonomy places the organism in Eukaryota, Fungi, Ascomycota, Eurotiomycetes, Eurotiales, Aspergillaceae. The record is from RefSeq and is a predicted model, not a curated record.
AUGGAGCUGGAAUCCAGUCCGUAUCCAAGCCAUCCGAUCACUCAGCUCCAGGGACCGUUCCAAGAAUCAAUUCUCGAAGCUACCCACAAGUCAGCGAACGAGUGGGUAGUGAAGAUCGACGCGCAGACACGUCGUCGGGAUUUAUUAGAAAAUGACGAAUACGAGAGGCUCUGCGGUCGAAAAUGGCGACAAAGGGAAUCUGAGAAGUACCACCCAUUCUGGAAGCUGGUCUCCCAAAUGGUCUUCGGCGUCCAUCUCCUAGCAAAAGGAAUGGCAAAAUCAGAUCAAGAAGUGAUGAAAAUUCUUCAAACUCACGUCGACGAACUAGACGGCUUCUUACAGCGAAGUACAGAAGACUUCCUUAUCAUCCACCUAGACGUUCGCACUCGAAUCCAGUAUCUCAGCCUGCCCCUCGGUAAUCUGGACAUGUUUGAUGAGAUGUUAUCCGAUCGGAAUUUCAGAUUGGCACUAGUGGCCUACAAUGAUCAGAUCGAGCACUCUAUUGAUCGAUUUACGCUUGCCAUCACGGACGCCAUUAAGGAUCUUCUGAAAGGAAAGGAGGCGAUGGGCGCGCUUUGGCAUUAUCUUCUUCAACUUUCGGACGAGGGCUGUUUUCAGUCGGAGAGUCUUAAGGCUUUUUAUAAAGCGAUGAUGGAGAAUAUGGAGGGGUGGAUCAUUGCUAUGUCCAAAUUACGUCGGCGUGGUGCGGCGCUUCAGAAGGGACUUGGUCAACUUGCCUUUGCUGUCACUGAGAUGCAACGACGAGUCGGAGUUGCAAGUCGGAAAGACCUGCGUUCAUUCAUAAAGUCUUCCCACGGCGGCCUUGCCCGAAAUAAAUCUGUCAGGCAGAUGCUCUUUGCAAAAAGCCCGGCCACUCCAGGCAUCGCAUCAAACAAACCACUACCACGCGACCCACUUCUGAAGCCAAAGUCAACAUCAUCUCAACGAGCCGUAACACCAGCCGCAGAAAAGGCCAGCGAUAACGCUGAACAGACAAGGCCAACCUCGAAGAGAGGUUCAAUCCUGCCAAAAUCCCUCAGCCGAGCCAGAUCGUGCAGUGCACUAGUCGCAGCAGCCAACGCUGAUAUCAAAACAGAGGAUACUCCACCUCCUAUGCCCAUGCCCGGCAGACUAAGCAGAAAGCUAUCCAAACCAUUCCUACCCAAACGUUCCGCCAGUGAAAAGGUCGUCUCAGAGCCCCCACCACAAAGACCAUCUACUGCCCCAGCCCGCACACUCAAAUCCCGCAGCGCUUCAAUCGAACAAUUAAAAGCUCUCUGGGCCAACGGACGCCCACGAACACAGCAAGGAAUAGCCCCAACCGACAACAAACCACCCACCCGAUCCCGACCACCGACCUCCUUGCAACGCCCAGAUGGAACAGCAACAGCAACAGGCGCCGAAACAAUGAAAGACCAAAUAUCCCAAUUCCUCAAGACAGACCGCGUCGUCGAGGCCUGGGACAACAUCACCCACAAAGCAAACUGCUGCGGCAACACACUCUCCCGAACAAAAGAAUGGCCCAGCUCCAUCUUCCGCGCCAAAUCGAGCGAGAAUCUGCGCUCCGGCAAGGGCGCCGCAGCCCUCUCGGCCGAAGACCUGGAGAGACAAAUGUCCUGGGUGCAGGAGCCGGAAUUCCUGAAUACGUACUCGUUCAAGAGGCGGCCGGACGCGUCGCCUCGGAUUCACGUGUUGUCUGUGCAGAUGGCGCUGGAUGAGGAGAUCAAUGGUAUCAAUGGUAUCCAAGCUCCAACUGGAACGCCUGGUGCAGAAGAAGAGGUCCCUGGCUUGGACGGGGAUUCUGGAUCUAUAAUUACCGCAUUGCCGGCCGUGCCGCCUCCAACGCCUGCGUCUAUUCCGUCUCUUGCGGCGGAGUAUCAGCCUCAGCUUCAGUCUCGCGCCGUUGAAUGUCAUUGA